This is a messenger RNA of Stylonychia lemnae, 786 nucleotides long. NCBI's taxonomy places the organism in Eukaryota, Ciliophora, Spirotrichea, Sporadotrichida, Oxytrichidae. The record is from the annotation of a GenBank genome assembly.
AUGUUGGCAAAAUCAAUUUUCAGAGCAACUUCAGCUAGAUUAGUCUCAGGAAAGCAAUCAGUCAGAUGUGUAGGUAAAGUUAUCGCUCAACAAAGAGGAGUGUUGGCCAUGACUUCAUUCAACUCAAGAAUGUUCGCCAAUGCCGCUGGUCUCGAGAAAAGCAUUUAAAAGCUGUCAAAGGCCUUAGAAAAGGAGAUUAAGUACGAGAAUGAGAACUAUACUCAACUUGAGGACAUCGAAACUUUCCUUCACGAGUCAGGAUUCAAAUUCAGCGAAGAAGAAGAUGGCAUCGUCAUGACUCUUUCCAAGCAGGUUGGAGACAGACUAGUCGAAGUUGUUUUCGAGUCUAGACAGCCACUCCCUGAUGAUGAGAACGAUGAUAAUCAACAAGAGCCAACUCAGACCCAAGGUCAAGAAGAGGAGGAACAAGCUCCAAGUGAAAACUAUUGCGAUUUCACCGUAUACAUCUCAGACGCUUCAGGAAAGCAAGGACUUGUUGUUGAGGCCACCACCAUGGACACUGAGAUCUCAUUCAACUCAGUUCAAAUCGCUGAAAACGUUGCAGAUGCAAAGAAAAUUCACAGAUUCGAGAGACAAAUUAAGUCAUAUGCCGGUCCAGAUUUCUCAACCCUCGACGAGAGAAUCCAAUCUGCCAUCUCUGAAUACUUAGACGGCUUCGGAAUUAACGAGCACCUUGCUGCUUUCGUUGAAUGCAUGUCACUUGAUAAAGAUCAAAGACUCUAUAUGGGCUGGCUCAACGAUCUCAAGUCAUUCGUCAACAAAUGA